Molecule: messenger RNA, 1250 nt
Organism: Syngnathus acus (greater pipefish)
Lineage: Eukaryota; Metazoa; Chordata; Actinopteri; Syngnathiformes; Syngnathidae
Gene: pmch
Product: pro-melanin-concentrating hormone
Exons: 3
Coding region: 818-1198 (126 amino acids)
Biological process (GO): chemical synaptic transmission
Molecular function (GO): melanin-concentrating hormone activity
Source: RefSeq, a predicted model, not a curated record
CAACUUGUUCUUUCUCUCACUGCCAUCCCGGAUGUUAUUUCAUCCUGGGAAUCGAUGAGGUGCACCCGCUGACCCGCAGCAUAGCGAGACCUUGUCACGAUCACCAAUCCAAGAAAUCCCAAAUGGUCCCCGAGAUGGUCCGGCGUUUUAUUCGGCAGUGGAAAUUCACUGAGGCUCCCCGCCGCCGGCUCAGCUGUGAGCUCCGAGAAGCCGUGAUGUCAGAUCCUUGUUUUCUUUGGAGGGCUCCUCAUCAGCUGCAUUGUUUCCAGGAAAGCGCGGGGGCUCUUCUCGGGGGCAACCCACAAGAAACCGCAACACCUACCGGGCCCGCGGCCUUCUCCUCUCUCUCGCUCUCUCUUGUGUGAAGGAAGAAAAAGAAGAUGAAGACUGGCGCUGAUGAGGUGUUGCAGAUGUCACACUCCCGAGGUUUGCUGUGAUUGAUGAAAACAUGAACAAAUGAGCUUUUCUAGGAAGCCUUGGAGGACCGCAGCGGACUCGAGGGGAAUCUUACUCAUGAAUAUGGCUGGAGAUUUAGUUCAGAGCGGGCCGCGUCGUCGGUGGCCGCCCGCUUGGCGCGCCAUUCACAAUUUUGCGCUCCGUAAUGAAGCCGCCGCCACCUUUGACCUGAUCCCGACCCCUAUUACAGCCGCCCCAAAGAGACAAAAUGACUCCAUUCAGUCGCCCUUUAAAAGAAGUAUGACAUUUGCGGGCGACCCUGAUGACGGCAUCUCCUCACGAGCCGUGACGCUCUCGGGCCGUCGGCCUAUAAAACGCCGGAGCGCAGGCCAGGUGGGCGCAUCAGCGUCCGAGCGGCAACAUGUCCUCCGUUCACCGCGUGCUUUUGGCUCUGCUGCUCCUCUCCAACCUGAGCCGGCGAGCGGUCACCGCCGCUACCGACGAUGAACUGAGUCCGCUGAUGGGGGACGAUAGCGUCCCUGCCACCGGCGCCCUCGGGACCAACUUGAUGUGGGACGUCGCGGAUGAAGACGGAGGCCCCAAAGUGCUCCUGCUGGCGGACAAGAGGCGGAGAGGAUUGCAUUUUCGAGGUCUCCACCGGCGACUUCCCGUGAUGGACGAGCCCCGCUGGAGCCAAAAUGCGGCGGCAGAGAGACUGGAGCGCAGGGACAACGAAAACGACAUUGACAUGUUGCGCUGCAUGAUCGGACGAGUGUACCGACCCUGCUGGGGAGCGUCGUGAGCGCCGGCCAUAAAGAGCACAAGUGUGUACAAUAAAAUAAAAGUUUAUUUCA